Molecule: messenger RNA, 1230 nt
Organism: Gilbertella persicaria
Lineage: Eukaryota; Fungi; Mucoromycota; Mucoromycetes; Mucorales; Choanephoraceae
Exons: 4
Coding region: 1-1230 (409 amino acids)
Biological process (GO): phospholipid biosynthetic process
Cellular component (GO): endoplasmic reticulum membrane
Molecular function (GO): glycerone-phosphate O-acyltransferase activity; glycerol-3-phosphate O-acyltransferase activity
Source: RefSeq, a predicted model, not a curated record
AUGUCACUUGCUUACUCUACUUUUCGAGGUGUUUUUCAAAUAAUCACUCAUGUUUUCUUUCGUGAAAUAAAGACAACUGAUAUUCACAAUGUGCCAACAACAGGCCCUUGUAUUUUUAUCGUUGGUCCUCACGCAAACCAAUUUAUAGACAGUGUUAUCUUUAUGAGCAAUAACCCACGUCCUUCUUAUGCAUUAAUGGCUGCUGUUUCUUAUCAUAAACCAUUGAUUGGACAUGUAGGCAAGAUUCUGCAUGCGAUUCCUGUAGUACGACCACAAGAUAUUGUGAGUAAAGGAACAGGGCAAAUCAGAUAUGAUAGCCAUACGCCUCUUCAGGUUCACGGACAACAUACUCGGUUCUUAAGCGAACUGAACGUAAGGGAUUUUAUUGUUUUUGGCAGGAAUCACAAGUUGCAUGUAUCCCGUGUUAUUUCUGAUACACUGUUGGAAGUAACGUAUCCCAUUGGUAUAGACCAACAUGAUUAUGUUGACUAUCAAAUAGCACCUCAUGUCGAUCAAACGCCAGUUUAUGAAGAAGUCCAUCAAUAUCUAAAUAACAAUGAAUGCAUUGCUGUUUUCCCUGAAGGUGGUAGUCAUGAUAGAUCUGAAAUGCUUCCAUUAAAAGCUGGUUUUGCUGUCAUGGCAUUAGGUGCUGCUGCUGCUAAUCCAAAUCUAGACAUUAAGAUUGUCCCUGUUGGCCUUAAUUAUUUCCAUCCGGAUCGAUUUAGAUCAAGAGCCGUUGUUUCUUUUGGCCAACCUAUUUUUAUUGACAAGGCUGAUAUUGAGAAUUACAGACGAGGUGGAGAACAAAAGCGAGAGGCAGUGACUAAACUGCUCGACCAAAGUGAUGAAGCAUUCAAGACAGUGACAGUCAAUGCACCGGAUUAUGAUACGUUAUUGAUGAUCCAGACAGCAAGAAGGCUGUAUGUACCUAGAAGCAAACCAUCCAUUGAACAAGUGGUGAAACUCAAUCGCCAAUUCGUGACUUUAUGGGCUAAACUAAAAGACGACCCAAACCUAGUAGCUAUUGAGCGUCAAGUGAAAUACUACAACAAUAUGCUCAUGUUCUUUGGUAUCAGAGAUCAUCAAGUAGAGAAAUUGAGAAUGACGCCUUUAAGAGCAGCUGUUAAACUAGUCAAACGUGUGAUUAAGCUGAUUGUUUUAGCAGGCUUAGGUACACCUGCGUACGUAUCUGAAGAAUAUGAAUACAAUGCUCACAAGCACAUAGUUUGA